AUGUCCAACAUUAAUUACGGGUCUAUACCUUCAUCACCACCAUUGAAAACGUAUCAUCUGACGACAGCAGAACGAGACUUGCUCCAAUCAGAUCGGCCAGGAUACGGAUCGAGAACAAGAGUCGAAGUUGCCUUCAAUCUAGUCAAUGCUACAGUUGGGGCUGGCAUCAUUGGCUUGCCAUUUGCCAUUGCUCAUGCUGGCUUCUUUACCGGCAUAUUUGCCUCCAUCAUCGUCGCUGUAUUAGCCCAAAUGGGCUUGUACAUGCUGGUCGUUGCAGGGCAGCGAGUGGGCAGCUAUAAAUACGCAUUACUUGUGGAGCAUUUAUUGGGCAGACCUGGUUAUCAUUUCCUCAAUUUCAUGAUUUGCGUUCAAGCAGGCGGAGGUGCUGUUAGUUACUUUAUAUUGCUCGGCGACAGUUUGCCCUUGUUAUUCCAGAGAUACCUUCCUCAGUAUCCCAUUUUAGGUGAUCGUACAUUCAUCCUGAUAUGUGUCGGCAUCGCUUGUGUGCUACCAUUAAAUAUGUCAAGAUCCAUUGGUUCCUUGGCUCGUUGGUCCAUUAUUUCAGUGGCAUGCUUGCCUAUCAUUCUUCUCACGAUUUUAAUCAGAGCACCUGCUUAUGCUCCUAAAGAGAGAAUUCCUCUUGAAUGGGUCGGACCUGAUGUCUUUGGUGCAUUGGGUAUCAUGGCAUUCGCAUUCACCUGCCAUCAAGUGGCACUGCCUAAUUUUUUGACCUUGGAGAACCAAUCCACGCAUAGCUGGAAGUUAACUACCAUCUUAUCUACCGGUAUCAGCUGGUUGAUCUCCAUGACCUUUGCUAUUAUCGGCUACUUGUGCUUUGGUACUGACGUGCAAUCCAACUUGUUUAUGAAUUUCGCUAGCGAUGACCCACUCAUUAAUGUCGGCCGAUUUGCGCUCAGUGUGAGCAUGAUUUUGACCAUUCCUAUGGGUAUCUUUCCUACUAGAGAAGCCAUUCAAAAGUCAUUAGGGUUCGAGACUGCAAGCAAACAACCUACUAACACACAGCAUUACACUGUAACCGUCGUCUUAUUUGCCGUCAUUCUGGGCCUCUCCGUCGCAGUGCGAUCUCUUGGCACUGUGUACUCCGUUGUCGGUGGAUUUUCGGCAACUACACUUGCUUACAUCUUGCCUGCAGCUUCUUAUCUUGUCACCCGCAGUGUCUAUUAUAAGAAUAUGAGCUCACAAUCCAUUUUGAAUUCUUCACAGCCCAAGAAUUUCAUUGGUGUAUUCCCUACAUUGACUGGAUCGACUACAUUGACUCCUGACGAAAACGACCUAAAGGCACCCUUCUCGUGGGACACUGCAUCAUGCUCAUCUUCCUCUGCAAGACACUUGAAUUUCGAUGAUGAUGUUGCUACUGUAGAUGGCGAGGAAAUCAAUGAGCCGGAUUUGGGCAUGUACGCUUCUUUGAAGCCUACAUGGUUCCUGGAUAUCGCAGCUGGUUUGCUUAUCAUCUGGGGAUUUGGUGUCAUGUUUCUUUCAUUAUCUUCAGCACUCAGCUAA
This is a messenger RNA of Mucor velutinosus, 1521 nucleotides long. RefSeq lists its product as uncharacterized. The transcript has 4 exons. Gene Ontology annotation, molecular function: L-glutamine transmembrane transporter activity. NCBI's taxonomy places the organism in Eukaryota, Fungi, Mucoromycota, Mucoromycetes, Mucorales, Mucoraceae. Gene Ontology annotation, biological process: L-glutamine transport; amino acid transmembrane transport. Bases 1 to 1521 code for a protein of 506 amino acids. The record is from RefSeq and is a predicted model, not a curated record.